GCUCCAUGAGGUCCCUUCCAUCUCUCAAGAAAGAAUCUGGGGAAGGAGAAAUCUUUCUAUAACCCCGUUUUACAGGACCACAGCAGUAUGUCUCUGGAGAAGUUAUGUGAGGAAGAGGCAGAGCACCAGACCUUGACCCGGGUCCUUGGAACCAGUGCUGUUUUCAGGAGACUCGAAUACCCAAAAUUGUCUAUCAGGGGCCUUCUCUUGCCAAACAAGAUUGAUGAACACUUUCAUCAUGGGCAGGAUGCCAUGUCCAAAGGGGAGUGGGAAAAGGCUGUACUCUCCUUCUCCAAAGCCAUCAACCUUAAUCCCCAGCUGGUGGAAUCCUAUGUUCUUCGGGCUGAGGCCUAUCUCCAGCUGUGUGACUUUGCCUCGGCCGCCCAGAACCUUCGAAAGGCUGCCUCAUUAACCCCACACCAGUCCCAGAAUAUAGAGCGCCUCUGCUUUGUCCUCUAUUUGCAGGGCCAGUGUCUCUUUGAACAACAAUCAUACCUGAAAGCCUUAGACCUGUUCACCCAGGCUUCCGAGCUGCAGCCUCAUAAGCCUUCCUACCGCUUCCGCAGCAUAGCUUGCCUUUUGGCCAUGAAACGAUACCAGGAAUGCCUCCAGAUGGUCACAAAAGAGUUGAAACAGGAUUCCAACCCUGAUGUCUACAUCCUCCGUGCUCGACUCUAUAACUACUUCCUAAAGCCAAAUCAGUGUUAUCAAGAUCUGCGCCGGGCCCUCACCCUUAAGCCUCAGCACCCUGAGGCCACCACCCUGCUGGAGAAGUUGUUGGCCCAAGCCAGGAAGGCUCAGGAGGAGGCAGUGGUCCUGGCCUUGAAGGGGAGCCUGGAGGAUUCUUUGAUCCGGAUCAACUGUGCCAUUGAGAACAGCCCAAUGGACCCUGGCUACUACUUGUUCAGGGGCACUCUGUUUCGGAGGCUCAAAGACUUUGAUGCAGCUAUUAAAGACUUGCUCAGGGCCCUGGAGUUAAGCCCAGAAGAGGAGGAGGAUGAGAUUGCCAGGCAGGCCCAGUGCCAGCUGCUGCUCACCUACAAUGACUUUGCAGUCUUCUGCUACAUCAAGGGUGCCUAUGAAGAAGGCGUGUUGCUCCUCACUAAGGCCCUACGGGGCGAAAAAAGAGAGAAGGGGAUCUACAUCAACAGAGGGGAUUGUUUCUUCAAGCUUGGAGAGCUGACCUUUGCUGAGGCUGAUUACCUGGAGGCACUGGCCCUGUGCCCUGGGGACCAAGGUGCUCGGUACCGCAUGGGAAUGCUUCAGGAGAAGCUGGGGCUUCGCGAGCAUAAGCUGAGACGAUACCACAAGGCCGAACAACACUUCUUAGCCAUUGAGUACAACCCAGAGAAAGCAAACUUCUACCUCCUCCGUGCCAGGAACCGCCUAAUGCUGCAGGAUAUCUUUGGGGCUCGUCAAGAUGUUGCUACCCUGCUGCUUCUCAACCCCAAACACCCCCAGCUCAUUUCUACGAUGGCAAACCUCUUCCCUGGCCACUCCAUAGAGUCUGUGCUGAACAGCAAGACCAUGGUGAUGGCUAAAACCAUCCUGGAGAGGGCGAUGCAGAACCAGCUUCUCCAGUGCCCCCAGGAUGUCCUGGGACUCCUGAAGAAGGGCGAUUCCACAGAGAAGGAUGUGAACAAGAGGCCAUUCACCAUACCCACCGCGGAGCAGACCCCCAACUCUGGAGAGAGGGGGCUCCCUGACAACAUUCCUAUGGUUCAUACAGCAGGGAUCCAGGAUCAGACUCUGAUCAAGAACAACACAAGGCAAACAGCGAGUCAAGACGAACAGCCUGGAAGCCCCCCAAGGCACCCAGCUUCUCCAGGGCAGACACCCUCCUUGGAGGCCAAGACUGCUGCCACAUAGACCAAAGUGAAGGCUAAAGUACAACGGUCUUUCCCUGAACCAGUGUGUUGACAACCCUGGCUUCUCCUUCCCCCGCCC
This is a messenger RNA of Phascolarctos cinereus (koala), 1947 nucleotides long. The record is from RefSeq and is a predicted model, not a curated record. Lineage: Eukaryota; Metazoa; Chordata; Mammalia; Diprotodontia; Phascolarctidae.